AUGACCCUUACCGUUCUCGACCAGCCCUCAAGUGGUGACCAGGGUAAGAGACGUCACCCUCCGUCAAACAGCGACGAUAGACAUUACCCUCCUGCAACUCCUAUGAAGGGCAAAAGUGCAUCCUUUGGAUGGUCUCCACCCACACCCAUCACACUCAUGUUGAUCACUGCUAGGUCCCCCUCUGAAUCACGGCAAUAUAAAGUGCCAACACUUCUUCCUUUUGGGACUGAAACGGAGGCAGUCCUAGAAGAGCUAGGCUACCCGGAUCAUUUUCAUCGGGUCUGCAUAUCAAUCAGCAAAGAUUUCCUUCCGAAGUGGUGGAUUAUGAAAUUGCAGGAGCUUGCUGAGUUUUCGGAGGAGCACGCAGAGACCAUCGGGAAUGCUAUGUUGACUGAUUCUCAGGUGUCGCUCUCAUAA
Suillus subalutaceus is the source of this 417-nucleotide messenger RNA. RefSeq lists its product as uncharacterized. Bases 1 to 417 code for a protein of 138 amino acids. The record is from RefSeq and is a predicted model, not a curated record. NCBI's taxonomy places the organism in Eukaryota, Fungi, Basidiomycota, Agaricomycetes, Boletales, Suillaceae. The transcript has a single exon.